This is a messenger RNA of Rhododendron vialii, 1134 nucleotides long. RefSeq lists its product as uncharacterized. The coding region runs from base 1 to 1134 and encodes 377 amino acids. NCBI's taxonomy places the organism in Eukaryota, Viridiplantae, Streptophyta, Magnoliopsida, Ericales, Ericaceae. Gene Ontology annotation, molecular function: nucleic acid binding; RNA-DNA hybrid ribonuclease activity. The transcript has a single exon. The record is from RefSeq and is a predicted model, not a curated record.
AUGGAGAAUGCAAGAGUUGUGGACUUCUUGAAACCAAUUUCCAAGAAAUGGGAUCUUGCGAAACUUAGAGGCUGCAUACCAGAAGAGCAAGUCCAGGCGGUUUGUAAAAUCCCAGUGAGUCUUUCAAAUGCUUCAGAUAAUCUUGGUUGGCACCACACAAAUUCUGGAAAAUACACUGUCAAAUCAGGAUACUUUCAAAGGAGGAAAAGUUUCGCCAGGACCAGAUCCAAUAGUGCAUCGAGCUCCUUUACUCCUUCAAAAUCUAUGUGGACGAGGCUAUGGAACUCCUGCACAAAUCCUAAGGUGCGUACGUUUAUGUGGAGAGCUGCCCGAAAUUGGUUAACGUGUAAGGAGAACUUGUGUCGAAGGAAAUGCUCCCCUAACCCAACAUGCCCUUUAUGUGAAAAUGCUGUAGAAACGGUGGAACAUAUGCUCUUUCACUGCCCAUGGUCCAGAGCAGUUUGGUUUGGGAGUGGGAAGCAUCACUGGAUUCUUUCGAAAUCGAUUGUGGCCAUGGAUAAAUGGCUAAAGGACCUUCUGUGUGGCUGCCUUUCUAAGGAAACCAGCUCCAUGGAUGUGGAGACUAUUUUCCAAUUGUGCUGGGCAAUUUGGAAGGCAAGGAAUAAGUGGGUUUUUAGCAGGAAAGUAUCAAAGCCAGAAGAGGUAAUUGAACAAGCAAGGGCAACAAGUAUUGAUUACCUUCAAGCAGUAUGUGAUCGAGUGAAAAGGCCAUCUCCUGAUCGAGUGGAAAGGCCAUCUCUUAGGCCUCCUUGGAAGGAUAGGUGGUCACCACCUCCUACCUCCGUAAUUAAAUUCAACUGUGAUAGAGCAUUUAAGUCCUCUCGCAACUUAGCUGCCUUUGGCUUUGUUGCUAGAGAUAGUGGUGGACGGGCUCAAGUGUGGCGAUGUGGUAGAGUUAUGAUUUCUUCAGCUUUGGCCAUUGAAGCUUGGGCUUUGAGGAUUGCAUGCAGUGUGGCAAAACAAUGGGAAGACCAAGAAGUUAUCUUCGAGUCGGACUGUCAAGCUCUUAUCAAUUGUAUAAAGGAUCCGAAAGUGCAGUGCCCAUGGGAAAUAGGAGCCUUUGUCACCGACAUCUGGGAAUGGGCGCGAACAAGGAAAUGGACGUUUGGAUGA